Messenger RNA from Prunus avium (sweet cherry), 1764 nucleotides. NCBI's taxonomy places the organism in Eukaryota, Viridiplantae, Streptophyta, Magnoliopsida, Rosales, Rosaceae. The record is from RefSeq and is a predicted model, not a curated record.
AUGGCAUGCACUUCACUAUCAAUUCCUAUCUCUCCGGCUAACUCAACCAAAAGAAUAAACCUCAUCUUCAAAGACCACAUUCGUAUCCGCAGGUCUUGUUCAGAUCAUAACCAUCUUUGUUCUUGCACUAAUUGUAUUCGUGCCGCAUCAACACAACCAAACAACAGCCGUUCCAUAGGAAUUUUCCCUUUUAAAAUUUCAAGUUCCAUUGUCCCAAAUUGUCUUGGCUCAUUUUUGUUUGGUCCGUAUAAGCCUAUUGACAUAGUGGAAAAGAACAUGAACAUGAAUAUGGUGGAGAAGUCUGGUAAUGACGGAGAGGAGAUAAAGAGAGUUAAUUGGAUGGAGAGGCUUGUGGAACUCAGAAGUAACUGGAGUAAUAUAUGGCAGCAAAAACAGGUUGAGGAUGAGGAGGAAGACAACAAUAAUGGAGAGGAGGGUUGUUGUGCAGAGGGUUGUACUUUAAAAGAAAAGAAUGGAGAAAUGGGAUACAAAUCAUAUGAUCCUAAAUCUUUCUCAAGAUUUUUGGUUAGAGUUCCAUGGUCUGAAACUAAGCUAUUUUCUAAACUAGCUUUCUUGUGCAACAUGUCUUAUGUGAUACCAGAGAUCAAGGGCGAGGUUUUGAAGAGAUACUAUGACCUACAAUUUGUAACAUCUUCAUUCGAAAAGAAAGCCGAGGCAGCUGCUUACAUGGAAGCUUCAACAAUGACAGUAGUGGCUGCAGCAGCAAGCGAAAGUGAAAAACAUGAGACGGUGAAGGACUUUCGAGCAGGCCAGCAUUCCUCACCAUGUGAAUGGUUUGUUUGUGAUGACUCUAGUACUUUUACUCGCUGCUUUGUGGUUCAGGGACUAGACUCCCAUGCAUCUUGGCUGGCAUACCUCUUAUUCGAACCAACCAAAUUUGAGGGGACAAAUGUACUUGUUCACAGAGGAAUCUAUGAAGCAGCAGAGGCAAUGUACGAGCAAUUCAUGCCAGAAAUAUUAGACCACUUAGAAAGAAAUGGUGAGCAAGCGAAGUUACAAUUUACUGGCCAUUGCAUUGGAGGAAGCAUUGCUCUUCUAGUCCACCUGAUGCUUCUCAUUAGGAACCUUGUCAAACCCUCGACUCUUCGGCCAGUUGUCACAUUUGGCUCGCCAUUUGUGUUCUUCAGAGGGCACAAAGUACUUGAGCAGCUGAGUUUGGAUGAGAGUGAUCACAUCCAUUGUGUGAUAAUGCAUAGAGAUAUUGUCCCUAGAGCCUUCUCCUCCAACUACAAUAACCAAGUGCUUACACUCCUCAGGUGUUUACAUGGUUCAUUUCAAACACACCCUUGUCUAAUUAGAAGUAAAACGUUGUACUCGCCAAUGGGCAAUCUAUUCAUUCUCCAACCUGAUGAAAAGUCAUCUCCUCCACACCCUCUGCUCCCUCCGGGGAGUGCCCUCUAUGUUUUGGACAAAACACAGUGUGGGUGCUCUUCAGGUGUCUUGAGGGCCUUCUUGAAUUCCCCACAUCCACUAGAAACCAUUAGUGACCCUGCAGCUUAUGGUUCAGAAGGUACAAUCUUACGGGACCAUGACUCUUGCAACUAUCUAAAGGCUAUGAAUAUGGUUCUAAGGCAACACACUAGGAUGGUUGUGAGGAAAGUGAGGAAGCAGAGGAAUCUCUUGUGGCCGAUGUUUACUUCACCAUCUCCACACUCAUGGAAUGGUGAAGAUGAAAGUGACCUGUAGAGAACCAAAUUGGUAACACGGGAAUGGUGAACUUAAUUGUUUUUUUUUCUUUCGAUU